Molecule: messenger RNA, 576 nt
Organism: Trichosporon asahii var. asahii CBS 2479
Lineage: Eukaryota; Fungi; Basidiomycota; Tremellomycetes; Trichosporonales; Trichosporonaceae
Exons: 3
Coding region: 1-576 (191 amino acids)
Source: RefSeq, a predicted model, not a curated record
AUGGGCUGGUUCGAGUACUACUUCCCGUGCUUUGCCUCGUACAGCCCCGCGGCGAAGGAAGGCGGCGACGCUUCUGAAGGCGACCGCCUCAUUCCGCCCGCUCGCGAACGCGCACAGUCGAUUACUUCGCAGGAAGGGUACGGCACCAUGAGCAUGUCCUCCCAACCUCCGGUGACCUCCGUCAACACGAACGCUGCCACCUUGACGGAGCAGCAGCGCGAGCGCAUGGCCGAGAUCAGUCGGGCCGCAGGCAACCAUAUGCGGCCGAUUGGCAACUACAUCGCUGGAACCGGACGUAGCAUCAAGGUCGGAACGAACAGCGGACGAUCCGUGUCCCCUUCGCCCUCGGACUGCUCGCGCUCGCCCUCGCCCGCAUCGUCGCGCCGAUCCCCUGAGCGACGUCUGAGCUCCCCUAGCCCUCCCCCUUCUUCCACCAACAGCUCUGCUUCAGGCAAUGGAAGCCCCGAGGUCGUGCGCAAAUCGAUCUUUGGCCUCGACGGCCCCGUCAUGGCUGGUGGCAGCCAGCGACGCCGCUCGUCUGGCCCGAAGCGCAAGGCCGCCGCCAAGCGAGGAUAA